Messenger RNA from Alosa sapidissima (American shad), 1608 nucleotides. It is a transcript of the gene il12b2, whose product is annotated as interleukin-12 subunit beta. Lineage: Eukaryota; Metazoa; Chordata; Actinopteri; Clupeiformes; Clupeidae. The record is from RefSeq and is a predicted model, not a curated record. Gene Ontology annotation, molecular function: protein binding. Bases 475 to 1608 code for a protein of 377 amino acids. The transcript has 10 exons.
UAAAACUUAAACAGGGUGGCCGUACAGUUGCUGACUGUUCGCUGGCUUUCCUGACCAUUGCAGCCAGAAGUGGUUGGAAUGACCAAUCUCUGCUCACUGUCUACCGACGUGGUCUGAAACCUGAUAUACAGUCCGAGCUAGCCUGCCUGGAUGACAACUUGACCCUGGACCAGUUAAUGGCGUUGGCCAUACGUCUGGACAAUCUCCUAAGAACAAGAGGAGUGCCUAGGAUCCGUUCGUCUGUCAACAGUGAACCCCUUCAGGUCCAGCAAGCCCAGGAGCCAAUGGAAAUAGGCCUCACACACCUGACCAUAGAGGAGAAAGAGUGCCGGUGGCGUAAUGGUUUAUGUCUGUACUGUGGGGCGUCUGGCCACCUUAGAGCUACCUGUAACCGCCGUCCUCAACCCCAAGGGCCACAACAGUCUGCUGUGUGUGUAGGUGUACACGUCCAAUAAAAGAGUGGUCCGCAGCGCCAUGGACUAUAUUUGCAAGAGGCUUUUCCGCGAAAAUACAAAAAAAUUACACACAAACACCCGGGAGACUGAAAUCGUUUUUUCCGACUCAAGUGCAAUGCUUUCCUCGAUGUCGCUUGUGUGGGUCGUGGCAUUUUUCGCCGUCGGCUCAUCGCUCACCUCCUUCCCCGAGCACAGGCAGGUGGUAAACAGGGGAGCCACGGUCAUCCUGACAUGUAGUACCGACUUUAAGGGCCCCAUAAGAUGGACAUACUCUCCCCCUGAGGAGGAUGAUUUUGAAGUGCACCAGGGCAGCCGGCUAUCCCUCUCCAACUUUGAUGAGCCUGGCAAAUACUCCUGCUGGGGCGGAGACAGGCUCCUCGACAGUGUAUAUGUCUUCCUAGAAGACACUCCCGACAGUACAACCCCAGAACUGAACUGUUUGGCUGAGACCUACGGUUGCUCCAUCAAAUGCUCUUGGGUUGAUCCAAACUACACAGCUGUGCGGCUGAGGAAUCAACGAGACGAUGGUAAGUGGGUAUCUCAGUCCCCUGAGGGAACGUUCAUUGUGUCCCACGUCACUGACUCUGAGGAGAUGGUGCCACUGAAGGUCACCCUGGAAGCCAUCAAUGAUCAGAAAUACCUGCAGAUCCACAAGACCUUCUACCUGCGCAACAUCAUCCAUCCCUCCCCUCCUAAGGUCCUGUGGCGUAAAAAAGGUGAUGUUUUAGAGGUGGAUGUGAAUCCUGCAGACACCUGGGCCAAACCCACCAGCUACUACCCCCUGGAGUACCAGAUAGAGUACAAGAAGACGGAUAACGGGGAGACGGUGAAACAGCUGUGCUGUAAGGGAGAGACAGCGGAUUGCUGGCGUAAAGCGAAGUGCCAGGUCCACGUUCGGGUCAGCAAGUUCCGUGUCCGUUCCCGGGACCCUCUGGUUCACCGUGACUGGGAAAGUGGAGAGUGGACAUCUUGGGAAAAUGUUAUGAAGAAGAAAAGAAGGAAAAGAAAGAAUGGAGAGAAUAAGAAAAACAAUAGAAAGCAGGACAGAAAGAAUGGAGAGAAUAAGAAAAACAAUAGAAAGCAGGACAGAAAGAAUGGAGAAAAAAGGAAGGCGGGAAAGGGAGAAAACCCUGGUCUUCCCACAUCUUUGUGA